AUGCUUGUCGCCGCCUUCGGAUUUGACUGGCAGAAAAAGGUGGACGACGAAAAGUUCAUUUCACCGCCAACGUCUUCUGGCAAGCUGAUCUUUUUCUCUACACUGAAUUCGAGCAAUAUAUUCACUAUGCGACGCCCACGGCAUAAUACGACUUCUCUGCCACGAGACCUACGCUCAGAACUAGGUAUUCGCGACACAUACGGCGAAAAAAAGCGUCGACAAAACGGGCCUGCAAAUCGCAAAGACCGCCGACAAGCUGAACGGACAGAAAAAAAGUCAAGAAAGCCUACUGGACCGCCUAAGAAGCAGUUCCAACGACAUGAACAAAAAUCUGAUGAUGAUGAUGAUGAAGAUGACUUUGACUUGGACGAAGAUGACGAUAUAUCGAGCGAUGAUGUCCCACCUGUGUCCAAGAGCAAGUCCAAAACUUCAGAACCAGAAAAGAAAGCCAAGUCGAUUUUAAAGAAAUCGCCGAAGGUUGAAGAAUCUGAGUCGGAUGAGGAGGAAGAAUUAGAGGAGAUUGACUUGGGAGAAACCGACGAGGAGGAAGACUCUCGGCCGCGCAUUUCGGAUACCGUCAAGUCCAAGUUGGCCCAAGAUGACGCCGAAAUCGCUUCAUUGGAGAAGAAGCUUGGUCUUAAAAAGGGAAAAAAGCUUCCAAAAGCCUUUGCAGAAGACGGCCUAGAAGAUUUAUUGGGAGAUGUGGGCGAGGAGUUGGAGGACGACACUCGUAAGCGCAAACGCGAAGCCGACGACUGGCUACAAAGCAAACGACGCAAGGCCCAAGAACAGGCUGCUGCUGCUGCGCGGGGAGAGGAGGAUGACAGCGAAAUGGACAGUGAUGAGGAGGAUAAUCUGGACGAUGAGAUAUUCGGCAGUGAUGAUGACGAUGACGAGGAUGAGGAGGGUGUUACAGGGAGCGAUUUUGAUGGGUUUGACGAGGAAGAAAAUGAAACACCCAAAAAGCGAGAGAACCCAUAUGUGGCUCCUGUUACAGCCACUCCUUCUCAGAAAUACAUUCCGCCAUCAUUGAGAGGUCGUGCGGAUCCCGAGACUGAGUCUCUUACUCGACUACGGCGCCAAGCUCAGGGACACCUGAACAAGUUGUCCGAAGCCAAUAUGAUGUCUAUUGUCGCCGAGUUCGAGAAGCUUUAUCGCGACUACCCGCGGCAAAAUGUCACUUCUGUUUUGCUCAGCUUGCUGAUGGGUCUCAUCUGUGAAAGGGCCGUCCUUCAAGACACAUUUAUGAUCCUUCAUGCAGGAUUCAUCGCAGCCCUCUACAAGAUUAUGGGUAUGGACGUUGGUGCGGAGUUUGUGCAAAGAAUUGUCGAAACAUUAGAGGCCAACGGUGAUGAGCGUGGCAAGUUCGAGGGAAAAGAGAACGUCAAUCUUUUAUCUCUUCUCUCGCAACUUUAUAAUUUCCAUGUCAUUGGCAGUCCAUUGAUGUUCGAUUAUAUUCGUCUCUUCCUUCAGGAUAUCAACGAGACAAACACCGAGCUUCUGUUGAAGGUCAUUCGGAAUACUGGACCCCAGCUUCGACAAGAUGAUCCAUCAGCACUGAAGGACAUUGUUCUGCUCAUUCAGCCCGCAGUCGCAAAGGUUGGAGAGGCAAAACUUUCCGUCCGUACUAAAUUCAUGAUCGACAUCAUCACAGAUCUUAAAAACAACCGUGUGAAGAAUAGUAUUGGCGCAGGUAUAACUUCUGAACACAUUACCAAGAUGCGCAAAAUCUUGGGUUCUUUGAACAACACUCGUGUCAUCCGUGCCUCGGAACCCAUCAACAUUACCCGCGCUGAUAUCCAAGACUCUUCCAAAAAGGGUAAAUGGUGGCUCGUGGGUGCAAGCUGGAGGGAAGACCCACUAGUAUCCGCUCGCAAGGAACUGGCAGAUGCACCAAAAAUCCAUGCCACUGAUUCAGAUGACGACAGUGAAGCUGAACUCGAUUUGGGUGACCUCGCCAAAGCCCAUCGCAUGAACACCGACGUCCGACGUUCAAUCUUCGUCGCUAUCAUGUCCGCCAAUGACUUCCAAGAUGCGCAGGUACGACUACUUAAGCUGCGGUUGAAACGCGCGCAGGAAUUCGAAAUACCCCGUGUUCUACUCCACUGCGCCAUGGAAGAAGAAGCCCACAACCCAUACUAUACCCUUAUUGCGCGCCGUCUCUGUGCUGAAAUGGGCCGACGCAUCAAAAUGUCAUUCAUGUUCGCACUCUGGAACAUCUUCAAGAAGAUGGGCGAGCAAGAAGACCUGGAUGAAGCCGGGCCAGAUUUCGAUGCUGAUGACGAGGAACGCGGUGUCAGCGUGAAGUCAGUCGUCAAUGUGGCCAAGAUGUUCGCCAUGCUAAUCGCAGAUGGGACACUGACACUCGGGGUCUUGAAGAACCUCAACUUCGCAUAUCUGCAACCAAAGACUAAAACAUUUGUGGAGGUUCUUAUUAUCAGCAUCAUUCAGCAAUCCCAGAAGAAGGCACAAAAAAAGAAUAAGGGCAGUGCAGACGAGCCUGUCAAGGAUGAAGAGUCCUUGAUGCAAGUCUUCUUGCGUGUGCAAGAUACACCACAUAUUGCAAAGGGCCUGAUUUACUUCAUUCGCAAAAUUGUUGCCAAGUCUGAUAUCGUGGCCUCGGAAAAAGAACAGAAGCUUGUUCGCUGGGGAUGCAAUGUGGCUGUGGAUGCCCUGAAGGCAGUAAAAGAUUGA
Penicillium taxi is the source of this 2694-nucleotide messenger RNA. Its product is annotated as MIF4G domain-containing protein. Gene Ontology annotation, biological process: ribosomal small subunit biogenesis. Bases 1 to 2694 code for a protein of 897 amino acids. Lineage: Eukaryota; Fungi; Ascomycota; Eurotiomycetes; Eurotiales; Aspergillaceae. Gene Ontology annotation, molecular function: protein binding; RNA binding. Gene Ontology annotation, cellular component: nucleolus. The transcript has 2 exons. The record is from RefSeq and is a predicted model, not a curated record.